This is a messenger RNA of Erythranthe guttata (spotted monkey flower), 1664 nucleotides long. Its product is annotated as shaggy-related protein kinase alpha. The record is from RefSeq and is a predicted model, not a curated record. Gene Ontology annotation, cellular component: nucleus; cytoplasm. Lineage: Eukaryota; Viridiplantae; Streptophyta; Magnoliopsida; Lamiales; Phrymaceae. Gene Ontology annotation, biological process: peptidyl-threonine phosphorylation; signal transduction; cell differentiation. Gene Ontology annotation, molecular function: protein serine/threonine kinase activity; ATP binding.
GCUUUUCCUGAGUCAUUUUUCUGUUGACUCACUCCAUCAAAUACCUAUUCACCAUUAUUACCUCAUAAACCAUUCAUUCUUACAGGGAUAACCAAUAAACGAGAAGAAGAUUUUUAGCACUAAGGAGAGUUGAGUAAUCCAUUGAUCUAACCGGUAGGUUCUGAAUUUAUCUAUUAGAGUUUGUAGAAGUGUGAAAAAUCGGUCGAUUUUUCUUGUAAAAAGAGUAAUGGCCUCCGUAAGUGUGGCUCCUUCACUGGGUGUUAGAGAUCCUGGUCGAAAAACUGGUAGCUUAGAUAGGCUGCCGGAUGAAAUGAAUGAGAUGAAGCUCAGGGAUGAAAAGGAUAUGGAACCAGCUGUUGUAGAUGGUAAUGGAACAGAAACCGGUCAUAUAAUUGUGACAACUAUUGGUGGCAGAAAUGGCCAACCAAAACAGACAAUCAGCUACAUGGCUGAGCGUAUUGUAGGACAGGGAUCUUUCGGAGUUGUUUUUCAGGCUAAAUGCCUAGAAACAGGGGAAACAGUUGCAAUAAAAAAGGUUCUUCAAGACAAGAGGUACAAGAACCGUGAGCUGCAAACAAUGCGCCUUCUAGACCACCCAAAUGUUGUGUCUUUAAAACAUUGUUUCUUUUCAACGACUGAGAAAGACGAGCUUUUCCUUAACCUGGUGUUGGAGUAUGUUCCUGAGACUGUUCAUAGAGUUAUUAGACAUUAUAAUAAGAUGAGCCAGAGGAUGCCUAUGAUAUACGUCAAACUUUAUGCUUAUCAGAUUUUCCGAGCAUUGGCUUAUAUUCAUGGUAGUAUUGGAGUAUGCCACAGGGACAUCAAACCACAAAAUUUAUUGGUGAAUCCUCAUACUCACCAAGUGAAACUGUGUGAUUUUGGAAGUGCUAAAGUACUGGUCAAAGGGGAGCCAAACAUUUCUUACAUAUGUUCAAGGUAUUAUCGUGCUCCAGAACUCAUAUUUGGUGCAACAGAGUAUACUAGUGCCAUCGACAUCUGGUCUGCAGGUUGUGUUAUGGCGGAAUUGUUGCUUGGACAGCCUCUUUUCCCUGGUGAGAGUGGAGUCGAUCAGCUUGUCGAAAUCAUUAAGGUCCUGGGCACUCCAACAAGAGAGGAAAUCAAAUGUAUGAACCCUAAUUACACCGAGUUCAAGUUCCCCCAAAUAAAAGCCCACCCGUGGCACAAGAUAUUUCACAAGCGCAUGCCACCAGAAGCCACGGAUCUUGUUUCAAGGCUACUACAGUAUUCUCCAAAUCUGAGAUGCACUGCUCUGGAGGCUAUGAUACAUCCAUUCUUUGACGAGCUGCGGGACCCAAAUGUUCGGCUGCCAAAUGGAAGGGUUGUUCCACCUUUGUUCAACUUUAAGCCACAUGAGCUCAAGGGCGUGGCGGUGGAGAUGCUGGGAAGGCUGAUUCCGGAACAUGCUAGAAAGCAAUGUGCAUUCCUUGGUUUGUGAUAAUAGAUUUAUGUUUGUGUAAACAAACCCCUUUGUCCAAAGUGAUCGAUCCCAUGUCUUGUAUUGUUAUCCAGGCUGUUAUUGUAUUUAUUAAAUUUGAUUGUAGCAGAUCAUGACAAGAAGAUUUUAUUUCGAAUUUCGCAGCUGACCAAAUUUUAUUUAUUUAUUUUUAAUGAUGAGUACAAAGUGUAAUUGUUGUUGAAUCGAA